This is a messenger RNA of Pipistrellus nathusii (Nathusius's pipistrelle), 675 nucleotides long. NCBI's taxonomy places the organism in Eukaryota, Metazoa, Chordata, Mammalia, Chiroptera, Vespertilionidae. The record is from the annotation of a GenBank genome assembly.
AUGUCCGCCGUCGGAGCUGUAGCUCCAUACUUGCAUCACCCUGGUGUCAGUCACAGCGGCCAGGUGAGUUUCCUGGGGGCCCAACUUCCCCCAGAGGUGGCAGCCAUGCCCCGGCUCCUGGGGGACUUGGACAGGGGCACAUUCAGAAAGCUGUUGAAGCUGGUGGUCAGUGGCCUGCAGGGAGAGGACUGCCGUGAAGCUGUGCAGCGCCUUGGGAUUACUGCGCACCUUUCGGAGGAGCGGCUGGGUGCCCUGCUUGCUGGCACCCACACGCUGCUCCAGAAGGCCCUCCGGCUGCCCCCAGCCAGCCUGAAGCCUGACACCUUCAAGGACCAGCUCCAGGAACUCUGCAUCCCCCAAGACCUGGUCAUGGACUUGGCCAGUGUGGUGUUUGGGAGCCAGCGGCCUCUCCUUGACGCUGUGGUCAGGCAGCAGGGGGCUUGUCUACCCCAUGUUGCCAACUUUCGGUGGAGGGUGGACGUGGCAAUCUCUACCAGUGCCCUGGCCCGCUCCCUGCAGCCAAGUGUCCUGAUGCAGCUGACACUUUCAGAUGGGUCAGCACACCACUUUGAGGUCCCCACAGUCAAAUUCCAGGAGCUUCGGUACAGCGUGGCCUUGGUGCUGAAGGAAAUGGCUGACCUGGAGAAGAAGUGUGAGCACAAACUGCAGGACUGA